Micromonas commoda is the source of this 1863-nucleotide messenger RNA. Its product is annotated as prolyl-tRNA synthetase. The record is from RefSeq and is a predicted model, not a curated record. The coding region runs from base 1 to 1863 and encodes 620 amino acids. Gene Ontology annotation, biological process: prolyl-tRNA aminoacylation. Lineage: Eukaryota; Viridiplantae; Chlorophyta; Mamiellophyceae; Mamiellales; Mamiellaceae. The transcript has a single exon. Gene Ontology annotation, cellular component: cytoplasm; aminoacyl-tRNA synthetase multienzyme complex. Gene Ontology annotation, molecular function: proline-tRNA ligase activity; ATP binding.
AUGACGAUUCCGACGAGCGCGACCGCUCCUUUCGCCGCGUCGACGGUGGGGGGAUCGCACCGAGGCGCGCGACCCCGCCCCGUCGUCGCCGCGCACGUCCGCCACGGCGUCCGCCCGGCGUCGUCCUUCGCGCUCUCCGCCGCGGAGACCGCCACGGCAUCGUCCACCGCGGAGAUCGACGUGAACGCCGCCAAGGCGGCCGCCGCGGCGCAGGGCGAGACGGUCCGAUCCCUCAAGGAUGCGCUCAAGAAGGGCGACGUCACCAAGGACGACGUGGACGCCGCGGUGAAGAAACUCCUCGAGCUCAAGGCGAUCGUCGAGCAGCUGGAGAACCCCGCCGCCGCCGCCGCCGCCGAAGACGCCGGCGCGAAGGCCAAGGACGCGUCAUCCGCGGGCAACCCCUCCGCGGGCAAGGACGUCGGCGUGACGCCCAAAUCGCAAGAUUUCAGCCGGUGGUACCUGGACGUCAUUCGCGAGUGCGAGCUCGCGGAUUACGGACCCGCGCGCGGCACGAUGGUGAUCCGACCGUACGGCUACGCCAUCUGGGAGGCCAUCCAGCGUUGGAUGGACGCGGACUUCAAAAAGUCGGGCGUCCAGAAUGCGUACUUUCCCCAGCUCAUCCCGUACUCGUUCAUCACCAAAGAGGCGUCGCACGUGGAGGGGUUCUCCCCCGAGCUCGCGCUCGUGACGCGCGGCGGCGGCAAGGAACUCGAGGAACCCCUCGUCGUGCGCCCGACGUCGGAGACGAUCGUGAACCACAUGUUCACGCAGUGGAUCCAGUCCUACCGCGACCUCCCGCUGUUGAUUAACCAGUGGGCAAACGUCCACCGGUGGGAGAUGAGAACCCGCCCUUUCAUUCGAACGCUUGAGUUUCUGUGGCAAGAAGGGCACACAGCGCACGCCACGGGCGAGGAAGCGGAGGCUCGCGCGGUGCAGAUGAUCGACUGCUACGCGCGGUUCGCGGAGACGGUGGCGGCGAUGCCGGUCAUCGUCGGUCGCAAGUCCCGAGUCGAGUCAUUCGCGGGCGCCGACUGCACGUACACCAUCGAGGCGAUGAUGGGCGACGGCAAGGCGCUGCAAGCCGGGACGUCGCACAACCUCGGCCAGAACUUCUCCAAGGCGUUCGACACCACUUUCCUGGACGAGAAGGGCGAGACGCGGCACGUGUACCAGUCCUCAUGGGGGGUCUCCACCCGCCUCAUCGGCGGGAUCAUCAUGACGCACGGCGACGACGCGGGGCUCCGACUUCCCCCCGAGCUCGCGCCCAUUCAAGUCGUGGUCGUGCCUAUCGCGCAGAAGAACAAGGACAAGGCGGCGGUCGCAGACGCCGCGAACGCCAUCGCCGCCACGCUGACGAACGCGGGGAUACGGGUCAAGGUGGACGACGACGAUCGCAACUCCCCGGGGUGGAAGUUUGCGCAGUGGGAGAUGAAGGGCGUGCCGAUUCGCGUCGAGGUUGGCCCGAAGGACGUGGCGAAGGACGCGUGCGUCGUCGCCAGGCGGGACCGGCCGGGGAAGGAAGGGAAGGAGUUCGACGUAAGUACCGUCGAACCGACAUCCCUGGUGGCCAAGAUCCGCGGGACCCUGGACGACGUGCAGGCUUCGUAUUUGGCGCAGGCGAAGGCGUUCAGGGAUGCCAACAUCGUCGACGUGAGCACGUACGAGGAGCUCGUCGCCGCCGUCGAGGCGGGCAAGUGGGCGCGCGGCGGAUGGGAGGGCAGCGACGAGGACGAGAAGCGGGUCAAGGAGGAGACGGGCGCGACGAUACGAUGCUUCCCCUUCGAGCAGCCCGCGGGUCCGCACAAAUGCAUCAUGAGCGGCGCGCCCGCAAAGGAGGUUUGCAUCUUCGCCAAGUCGUACUGA